Molecule: messenger RNA, 1269 nt
Organism: Culicoides brevitarsis
Lineage: Eukaryota; Metazoa; Arthropoda; Insecta; Diptera; Ceratopogonidae
Product: phospholipase A1-like
Exons: 2
Coding region: 1-1269 (422 amino acids)
Biological process (GO): lipid catabolic process
Molecular function (GO): lipase activity
Source: RefSeq, a predicted model, not a curated record
AUGAACAAGGACAAUGCACGGAGACGUCAAAACCAGAAAUUUCGUGCGACAGCGGGUUGGGAGAUCAUAUUAUUCAAACGGCAACACGAUGCCCGAAUGGACAAGCACACGAUCAUCACGGAAAGUGUCGUCGAAUAUUCACCAAUUUUCUACCUCACAAAUGCUAAAAAGAAACAAAAAGUUGCUUCUCUUGAGGAAUUGGGACUUUAUCUCUUCAACGCGACAAACACAACUUACUUGGAGGACUUCGAAAAAGGCAUUCCCUUGAUCCCAGUUCGUGCCGGAGAGGAUUUCGAUCUACAAAAAGACGUCAAAUUCGGUUUUUUAUCCAAAAAUCAUCCAAAUCGAGAGAUUUUUACGUAUGAAGAACGCGAAUUCAUCCCGUCAAAGGCGGAUUUUGUCAGCAAAAAGCCUCUUCGUGUCAUAAUUCAUGGCUGGAAGAACGAUGGCAACUCCCCGAUGAUUCAAACCAUCACAGAAGCAUAUCUCAACACGUCGGAAGUCACUCUCAUGGUUGUUGAUUGGAGUCGUCUUGCCUCUGAAAAUUAUCUCGUCGCCCGUGAACUGAUAAACGACGUUGCUAAUGUCACGGCACACAUGAUAAAAUUCCUUCUUGAUGAAAAUUUGGUCGAUUUGAAGGAAAUUUAUCUCGUUGGACACAGUUUGGGAGCUCAUACAGCAGGUUUAACGGGAAAAGAUCUCCAAAAAUUAACCGGAAAAAAAGUUCCUGCGAUUAUGGCACUCGAUCCAGCAGGUCCUCUUUUCUCUCAGGAACACAAAGAGCGAAGAUUGGACAAAAGCGACGCCGAACGAGUUGUUGUUCUUCAUACUUCGACACUUUUGGGGUACACAGAACCCUUGGGACAUGCCGAUUAUUACGCAAAUUUCGGAUUUUCUCAACCCGGAUGCGGAUUUGAUCUGAUGAGACAUUGCGCUCAUAGUCGAGCUUACAUGUAUUUGGCGGAAGCAAUUUUGGAUCAUCCCAAUGAGCCGUUUUGGGCGCUCAAAUGCGAGGCGAACGUUGAAGAUCUUGAGGAGGAAAAGUGCGAAGGCGGUAAAAUUGAGGCGCGGUUUGAUGAAAAUGCACUCAGGAAACCGAUGGAAGGAAUUUUUGUCUUUAUGACGAACAGCGAAGCUCCGUGGGCAAGAAAUCGACGCGAAUUGAGAGUGUUGAAUGAAGGAAGAAGUUCAGGAAAUCGAGUUGAAAUUGGAUACAAAGUUGCUGUUUUUAGUCUCUUGUUUGCAAAGUUUUUCAUGAAUUUUGUUUAA